AUGACGACGCCCUUCACCGCACCACCGGCCGCCGUCUACUCCCCGGCGGAGAUCACCGGGGUUCUCAACGAUCUCGUCACCGCCGUCCAGGGGAUACGGCUAUACCUAGCUGGCCCCUACGGGCCGCCGGCUGCCGCUACCGGGCCAACAGCCCUGCCAUGGUAUUCGGCACCCGCGGCGCCGACCGGGCCUCUACACCACCACUGGCCGCUUCAGCCGCCGCCCGCCACUGCGCCCCAAUGGCCGCAGUGGCCGGCGCCGGCCCUCGCCGCGUCACCCACGCCACCCGGGUCCUCGCCGCCACCGCACCCCGGGGCCACCGCGACGAUGGUCGGGCUGCUGCAGCUACAGCCAGCCCCCGCCACCGCCCCGAUCUGA
Messenger RNA from Aegilops tauschii subsp. strangulata, 378 nucleotides. The record is from RefSeq and is a predicted model, not a curated record. NCBI's taxonomy places the organism in Eukaryota, Viridiplantae, Streptophyta, Magnoliopsida, Poales, Poaceae.